Drosophila elegans is the source of this 2762-nucleotide messenger RNA. RefSeq names its product apoptotic chromatin condensation inducer in the nucleus. Bases 142 to 2697 code for a protein of 851 amino acids. The record is from RefSeq and is a predicted model, not a curated record. The transcript has 2 exons. NCBI's taxonomy places the organism in Eukaryota, Metazoa, Arthropoda, Insecta, Diptera, Drosophilidae. Gene Ontology annotation, biological process: axonogenesis; microtubule cytoskeleton organization; regulation of microtubule depolymerization. Gene Ontology annotation, molecular function: microtubule binding; actin binding. Gene Ontology annotation, cellular component: dendrite; microtubule; synapse.
CCUCUGUCUGUGGACCCCUAGAAAUCAGAGAUCGAGUUGAGAAAAGAGUUGCGUGCGUGUAGUAGAGACCCCCGAGAUAAUCUAGAGAAAAUCUAGAGAAAAUCCCCGAGAAAAUCCCCGAGAAAACCAUCGAGAGCAACCAUGACCAAGUUCGUGGUGGUGGGCCUGUGCCUGUGCCUGCUAGUGGCCUUCAGCCAGCUGGCUGCCGCCGUGACCGAGGCUCCGGAGGUGGAGCAGUCGACGGAGUCGCCCAUCGCCGACAUGGCGCUGAUUGAGGAGACGCCCAUGGCUCCCAAGAUGCCCACAGAGAAGCCACCGGUAGUGGCCGUCCAAGAGGCCCCCUCCAUGGUCUCACCAGUGGAAAUCCAGGAGAAGGCUGCCCCACAGCCACACACGGUGGCCGACUUCAUCAUCCACCCACUUAUCGCCUUCAAGCCGCGCCAGGCCUCGCUGGAGGAGAUCCAGGGCAAGCAGGCAUCGGCUGCCCCCGGCUCCAGUGCCCCAGCCUCGCCGGGCACCUGGCUCUUCGGCAUGAAUCCCGCCCAGCAGCUGGGCUCCUCCUUCUCCACGCUGGCCGGCUCCGUUUCCGGCUGGUUCAACGAUCGCCUGCAGGCGGCUGGCCAGCAGCUGCCCGGCCUGGUGGAGACCCCGGUGCGUGGUGAGUCCACCACCAGCACCAGCAGCACCACUUCGACCACCACCCAGCGACCAGACAUUGUGGUGCGAGUCCAGCAGCGUCCCCAGCGGAAUGGCAACCGAAAUGGCAAUUUGAAUAACAACAACAACCUGAACAACAUGAAUAAUAGACGUCGCCAGCAGCGACCCAAUCGGUUCAACAACCGCCUAGACUCCUUCGAGGAUGACUACUACGAGGAUGACUACCUGCAGGGCAACCGCUUCGACGAGGAGUUCGACGACGACGAGGACGAGCAGAGUCUGGAGCAGUUCGAGGACGAUGACUCGCUGGAGCUGCGGCCGCAGCAGAAGCCCAAGAAGCAGAGGAAACAGACCCAGGUGCAGGCGCAGAACCAGCGCCGGAAGUUCCAGCAGGAGGAGCAAGUGGUGGUCAGCCAGAAGCGUCGUCAACCAGUUAACCAGAACAGCAACAAGAAGGUGAAGGCUCAGAAGAAGCCGGUGAUCGAGGAGGCCCAGGAUGACGAGGAGGAGGAGGACGAGGGGGCCAACAACGACGACGACGACGACGAGGAGGAGGAGGAGCAGGUGCAGGAGGACGACAGCCAGGAGCAGGACUUCCACCAGGAGCCUCUCUACGCCUCCACCUCGACGCGGCGCAGCCAGAACCAGCCCAACUUCAUCCAGCGUGGCCAGCAGAGCAUCAUCAGCCAGAUCAGGCAGUUCACCAGGGGUCAAACACCCGCCGAACUGGGCAACACCCUGAGGAGGACCUCCUCCUCCUCCUCCGCCUCCUCUGCGGCCGGAGCCAACGCCUCGAAGACCCGCCGUCCGCAGGCCACCACCUUCCUGGUGAACCGCAACGGGCAGACCGUCUAUCUGGCCCCCGAGCUGCUCAACCUGAACAGCUCCCCCUAUCCCUACGCUUAUGUGCAGGGUCAGGGCAAGAGGCAGAGAGUGCCCGUGGCCGGAAACUUCCCGCAGCCCCCUCUGACCGUGCCCGUGAGGCGUCAAGGUCGUCCCACCCAGUACAUCACCAUCCCCUGGAGCCAGCUGGGUCUGUCGCCGCCGGAUCAGCAGUCCGUGGUCUCCCUGGCCGAGGGCAUCCAGGCCCAGCCCCUGAUUCUGAACAUCCCGCAGAGCGCCAUCAGUCCGGUGAGGGGCACCUCGGGCUCCAAGAAGCAGCGUCCGCAGCUGACCGCCUCGGCCGUGCCCCUGCUGGCCGACGCCUCCCUCAUGGACAUCUUCCAGCCGCCCCAGAUUCCGCCCUCCCGCAAUGGUAGCCCCUCCUCCGCCUCCUCAUCGGGAUCGGGAUCGGGUGCCGGAUCGGGUUCGAUCAAACCCAUCUCUGCCCAGCCCGUGCUGAUUGCCGCCAAGCCCGUGAAGGCUGGAGGCCUACUGCCCUCCCGCAUUCGUCCCGGCACCAUUGUGGAGAAGGCCCCGGCCAUGGAUGCCGCCAUGGAGAAGCCCGCCAUGGAGGCCACCGAGAUGAAGCAGGAGCAGGAGAUGAUGGCCGGAGGAGAAACAGCCGCAGCUGCCCCCCAAAUGGCCAGCGAGGGUGGUCAGGAGUUCAUCCUGGUCGGAGAUGACGACGAGCCCGGACUCUCGCGACAUGUGCAGCCCGCCUUCGGCGAUGCCCGCUAUGUGUCCUACGGCGACUUCCAUCCCUACUUCGAUCUGCUGACCCAGAACAGGCGAUUUGCCCUGAGGAAGACGGGCAGGUCGCUGGAGAGCGCCGGUCCCGAGGAGCAGGUGGCCCCCAGGGCCUUGACCACCUUCGGAAAGGUGCCACAGAUGGAGGAGGAGCAGAAGGAGGAGGUCCAAAAGAUGGCGGUUCAGAAGGAGGAAGUCCAAGAGAUGGAGGUUCAGAUGGAGGAGGUCAAGAAGGAGGAGAUGCCAAAGGAGGAGAUCCAGAUGGAGGAAGCCCAAAAGAUGGAGGUCCAGAAGGAGGAGGUUCAAGAGAAGGAGGUUCCGAAGGAGGAAAUCCAGAAAGAUGAAAUCAAAAAGGAGGAACCCCAGCAGGAGCAGCCCAAAAUGGAGGAGCAGGCCAAACUUGCAGCAUAAUUCUGUAAAACUAUAGACCUUUCCAAGAAAAAAGCGAGCCCAAAACGAACGAAAUAAUUAAUGAA